This is a messenger RNA of Nematocida parisii ERTm1, 210 nucleotides long. RefSeq lists its product as uncharacterized. The record is from RefSeq and is a predicted model, not a curated record. The transcript has a single exon. Bases 1 to 210 code for a protein of 69 amino acids. Lineage: Eukaryota; Fungi; Microsporidia.
AUGUGUAUUAGAUGGGUGUAUGAGGCCAUAGACACAGAAAUACUUGUGGAGAUGAAGCAAGGAACUCGAAUAAAAGGGAUACUCCGUGGAAUAGAUAAAAGAGAGAAUGUACAGCUAGAAACAGAAGGUAAACUUACUAUUAUAUCCAGUACUGCAAUUAGUCUAUUUAUUCUCUCACAGGAGGUAGGAUACAUUCUGUCUAAGAAAUAA